Molecule: messenger RNA, 1841 nt
Organism: Eremomyces bilateralis CBS 781.70
Lineage: Eukaryota; Fungi; Ascomycota; Dothideomycetes; Eremomycetales; Eremomycetaceae
Product: serine-tRNA ligase
Exons: 5
Coding region: 190-1605 (471 amino acids)
Biological process (GO): seryl-tRNA aminoacylation
Cellular component (GO): cytosol
Molecular function (GO): ATP binding; serine-tRNA ligase activity; tRNA binding
Source: RefSeq, a predicted model, not a curated record
AUUUCAGUUUGAUGGAUUCCGUUUGAUCGACGCCAGUCACCAACUGCACAGCAACACAAUCCACAUAUCUCCCACCAGACCCUGCGACACUCCUUCCUAAUCUCAAGGUGCCUCCUAAAGGUUGGAGAUUCUCACGUACUAAAAAUUUCCGUUGUUACCGGUGCAUCUUAACCGCCGGAAUUUGACAACAUGCUGGACCUUGAGGAUUUCAUUGCGGAGCGCGGGGGCAAUCCCGAGAAGAUCAGGGAGAGUCAACGAAGACGAGGUGACUCGGUUGAGUUGGUUGACCAGGUCAUUGCGGCCUGGGAAAAUGCCCGGAAAGCUCAGUACGAUGUCGCCCAAAUCGGUACCAGAAUCAACGCAAUCCAGAAAGAAAUCGGCCUGAAGAAGAGAAACAAGGAGAAUGCGGACGACCUGGUCCAGCAAAAGGUGGAGCUGGAGAAGCAGAAGAAGGUGCAAGAAGGCGGUGUGGUGGAAGUACAAGCUGCAUUGAGGGCUCUAGCCAAAACCGUGGGAAACUAUGUGCACGACUCCGUUCUGGUUAGCGACAACGAGGAUAACAACGAGAUCGCUCGGACAUGGGCUCCCGAAGGGUUCGACAAGGCACAGAAACCUACAUAUUCACAUCACGACGUGCUUUGGAGAAUAGGUGGCUAUGAUCCUGACCGUGGCACAAAGCUGGUUGGACAUCGAGGUUACUUCUUAAAGGAUAUGGGCUACUGGCUGAACCAAGCCUUGAUCAAUUAUGGGAUGCAAUUCCUCUACAAAAAAGGUUAUUCUCCAAUUCAGCCACCGUUCUUCCUCAACAAGGACCAGAUGGCCAAAACCGCACAGCUCUCCCAAUUCGAUGAAGAGCUCUACAAGGUCAUCGAAGGGCCCGAUCCGGACACGGACAAAUACCUCAUUGCCACCAGUGAGCAGCCGAUCUCGUGUAUGCACUCCAAUGAGUGGCUUCAGCCGAAGGAACUACCGAUUAAGUACGCGGGUUCCAGCACCAAUUUCCGCAAGGAAGCAGGAAGCCAUGGGCGCGAUGCAUGGGGCCUUUUCCGAGUUCACCAGUUCGAAAAGAUUGAACAGUUCGUGAUUUGCAAGGCCGAUGAAAGCUGGAAUUUCUUCGAUGAGAUGAUCGCCGUCUCGGAAGAGUUCUACAAAUCUUUGGGUCUUCCCUAUCAAAUCGUCAGCAUCGUCUCGGGAGCAUUGAAUAAUGCUGCGGCAAAGAAGUACGAUCUAGAAGCAUGGUUCCCUUUCCAAAGCGAAUACAAGGAGCUAGUGUCAUGCUCAAACUGCACGGACUAUCAGACAAGAGAGCUGGAGAUUCGUUAUGGGGUUAAGAAGAACAAGGAGGUGGGUGGUGGGCGGAAGGAAUAUGUGCAUGCUCUGAACGCGACUCUGUGUGCAACAGGACGAACGCUCUGCUGCAUACUGGAAAAUUAUCAGACGGAAGAUGGUUGCAAGGUGCCUGAAGUGCUGCGGAAGUAUAUUCCAGGGGAACCCGACUUCAUUCCGUUUGUCAAGGACGCACAAGACAGACAGGCCAAGCCUGAGGAGCGAUCUAAGGAGAAAGGAAAGACCAUUCCUACCCGUCCUACUGCCACCAAAGCAUGAUCUUUGUCCGCAAGCUAGGCGAAUGGAGUUGGGGAUCGAAUCUCGAACGAGGCUCUCGAUGAUUCCUCAAUACUAGACAGUCGUAGCGAGCAUCUAAAUUCGCAUGUGAUUGCAGGCUACAUGAAAAGUCUGCGGUUUCCAUAGACAGUCAAUAUCGUUGCUAUGAAAGUCGAAUCCGUCGAAGCGCUCAAUUCCAUGUUCUGCGUAAGCACUGGGAUUAGUGGUUCUGGCAAGGU